AUGGUGGACAUCAAUGGCCAGUACUUCGAGGCUUUUGAUAUCUGCUGGAGCCAAGAGUAUGCGACUGGGAUGCCAUGUUCCUUUCGGCCACUUCACACGGUCCAUGUCGCGAAGCAAACUGAGGGUAACAUUUAUUUUGCUGGGGAGCAUUUGAGCCGACAUCAUACUCGGACUGCAGACGCAAUUGACUCGGCCAUCCAAGUGAUGAUGCAAAUUCAGGGCGAGAAAGAAAUCCAAGCACUUGGCAGUGAGGAUAACCUCGAGUGUAUCGUCAACUGCUCAGUUGGACUUCUUUCUCUUUGGAAGUGUGGAGGUGACAGGGCGGUGAGCGACGCGACCAAUGGGGGCAUCGGCACCUCUCACUGCACUCAAGUUAUCAUCUGCUUCAAUAGAACUUGCCCUACACUUUCGAGGAGUGUGCAGAAAUUUGCGGAAGGGCUGAGCACUGUGAAGAAAGAGGGGACACAGGUUGUAUCUCGUUCUGCCGACAAUGGUGUACUGUUGGACACAGGCUGA
Molecule: messenger RNA, 516 nt
Organism: Aspergillus saccharolyticus JOP 1030-1
Lineage: Eukaryota; Fungi; Ascomycota; Eurotiomycetes; Eurotiales; Aspergillaceae
Exons: 4
Coding region: 1-516 (171 amino acids)
Source: RefSeq, a predicted model, not a curated record